Molecule: messenger RNA, 3046 nt
Organism: Cuculus canorus (common cuckoo)
Lineage: Eukaryota; Metazoa; Chordata; Aves; Cuculiformes; Cuculidae
Product: ADP-ribosyl cyclase/cyclic ADP-ribose hydrolase 1
Exons: 8
Coding region: 72-998 (308 amino acids)
Biological process (GO): positive regulation of B cell proliferation
Cellular component (GO): plasma membrane
Molecular function (GO): NAD+ nucleosidase activity; phosphorus-oxygen lyase activity
Source: RefSeq, a predicted model, not a curated record
CACGCUAGAAAGCUGUUUUCCCUUUGCACUGGGAGAGCAGUUGGUGCUGUCCUUCCCCAAGCCCUCGCGGGAUGCCUUUCCAGCAAGGAUCUGCCCGGACGCGGCAGCGGACUGUCCUUCUGGUGGGAAUGGUGGUCCUGCUGGCCGCCCUCAUCCUCACCGUUGUGUUGGCCUCUGUCCUGACCCACGGGAAGCAGGAGGUUGGUCUGAAAAUGCUGAAUUGGACGGACAGAGGGACCACUAAGAAUUUGCAAGAAGUCGUCCUGGGAAGAUGCUACAGUUACGUCAUGGCGCGGUACCCAGAGCUGGGAGAUAAAGAUUGCCUAAAAAUAUGGGAAUCAUUAAAACAAGCAUUCAUUUACAAGAAUCCCUGUAAUAUUACACCAGAAGAUUAUCAGCCUUUAAUGGAGUUAGCAACUCAUCCUAUACCCUGUAACAAGUCACUGUUUUGGAGCAAGACAAAUGACCUCGCUCAUCGUUAUACAAAAUCCAAUCAAGAUUUCCUUACGUUGGAGGACACCUUGUUGGGUUAUAUGGCUGACAGGGUUUCAUGGUGUGGAGACCCCUCUGACCCAGGAAUCAACUAUGAAUCUUGUCCAAAACGAAGUGAAUGUGAGAGCAACCCUAGCUCUGUAUUCUGGAAAAUGGCAUCCAAGUUGUUUGCAGAAGCAGCAUGUGGUGUUGUUCAGGUGAUGCUCAAUGGAUCAAUAGAAGCUGGAGCUUUCAAAAGCAGCAGCAUUUUUGGAAGUAUUGAGAUCUUUAAUCUAAAUCCAGACAAAGUCUCUGCAGUACACAUUUGGCUUAUGCAUGACAUCGGUGGACCUCAGAGUGAAUCCUGCUCAGGUCAUUCAAUAAAGAGGUUAAAAAGCAUCUUAGAAGAGCGAAAUUUUAAGAUAACCUGUGAAGACGAUUACAGGCCAGUUCAGCUCCUUCAAUGUGUGCAUAACCCUGACCACGCAGACUGCAGGCCCUGCACCAACACCACAGCAAUUUCAUGAAACUAAGUGCUCCGAGCUGUUCAAGAUUUUCAUUACUUGCUUGUAAGGCUGGAAAAAGAUGUGGUUAUAUAGCUUAGAGUGGUAAAUAGUAGUGUGGUGUGUACAGAGUCUGUAACUAGAAAUCUUUCCUGUGAUACCAAUAGACAAGGAACAGGAGAUGAUACUUUAGGUGUGAUUACUGUAACACGCACACACAGAACCGUACUAUUUCAGAGGGACUGGGAACAUGUUUGGUGGUGAAGGGCAGGCACUUUGCCCUGAUUUGCUCCUGUACAGCUCCCUUUGCAUCUGAAGGGCCAGAGCAGGGCUCAGUGCUCAGUUUCCUCCCCACUGGAAGGCUGGUUGAGAAAUGACCAGAGUACACCACAUUGCAUCCCAGUGCAUCAUCCCCCAGAUGGGAGCAUUGCUCAGUGGCACGUGAUCUAAAUCAUGUUUCUCCCAGGGACUGUGGCACCCCUGGGCAGGUAAAGCAAGUGAUGGAAGUGGCAAGGCGGUUCUUUCCUUUUAAUGGGCAAAACAGUAUGUGGCUAGUGGGGAAAGAGCUGAGCUGAGCCAAGAAAAGACCAGAAAGCACUCAGAGGGUUGUCAGCAUCUCUAAGAAUAUGUCAAGUGUGUAGCUGGGGAGAUAAGAUAGCAAGACUGACUCAGACAGACCCAUUAAAACCCUACUGGAAACAACAUUGCAGUUCAGAUUGCAUUUUAUUCUUACACUAAGUGUAAGCCUUCCCACUUUCAUAAACGGUUCCUUGGGCCACAGCUUGGCCAUAAACUGGAAUAGAGGCAAACAUCAAAAGAUUGCCACAAUAAGGAGACUGGCUUGACCUCUACUCCUGAGGUGAAAGGUGAUGCCUUGUGGUGUAUAAUUAACAAGCACGGACAUGCGGCAGUGCACUGAAACUACAGGUUUCACUGAUCUCCUCUGAUUUCCAUUUUGCCAGUCUUGUAAGCAAACUCAAGUGAGGUGUUUAUAACAAAAAAAAAGAUUGAGGCCAGUUUAUGGCCUCAACUAUAGUGCCUUUUUGCAGUGCCACUGAUGCUAAGAGAACAGAGCAUGUUUUGCUACAGGUAUACUGCUAGGUGUCGCAAUGCCAGCAUAACCAGCAGUGGCCAAUUCAUUAGGCAGGCUCAGAUUUCCAUCAUCUUACGGCAGAAGGCUGUAAUGCUGUACGUUUUAGUGACUACCUAGAGUGUGAAGCGUCCUUAUGGAACUACACAAGCUGGUGUAAUUUCAAGCAUAUUGAAAUAAACCUUGGCUCUGUAACACGCAGGCCUGCACUGAGCAUAUCUAGACCACGCCUAAGACCUCACCCAUAAUGUUUCCUCUAAGUGAAAUGCAUUUGUAUUUGCGUUGUUAUGAAACUAUUUAGAUGCAUCAACGCAGACACAUACCAAUACUUUCAAAUAGGCUAUUUCUGACGAUAGGGCAAGAGUUCACUUUCAUGCUCACUUUUGUAGCUCUUGUAUUGUAAUAUGAAACGUUGAGUGUUAAAUCAAGAUCUAUAAUAAAAUCGCUGAUGGAUGACAAACAUUGUUACUUCAUUUUCACAUUCUACUUAACCUCAGGCUGAACAUGAAAGUAAGCCACCUCCUAAACAUAACUCAGAAAUUCAUUCAACAUAUGAAACUCCGCAUAUAUCCACCCAGGAAAGCAGAGAAAGGUCACAGUGCAUGUCCUGCUUGGACUGUACUCUUGCUGCCUCGCUCUCCAUCUCGUACAAAGAAGUCAUUGUGGCUGGAAGUGAAACAUCCUGUCUUUGUCUUGUACACAGACAUCCAGAUAUGUGUGUUUUUCUCAGCCAUAUAAGUUAAGAAAAAAUACUGUUCUUCUCAUGGGUUACAUAGUAAAAUGUUAAGAAAUCUGUGGUUUUGAAAGCUGAGGUGCGCACUUAAUAAAGGUAACUGUGCUGGACUAAAUGACAGCUUUGUAACACAGCUGUUUGGCAUGAACAUUGUCCCAGCAAAAAGUCUUUCCCUUAAAGUCAUGUGAAAAUGACACAUAUUUACAGGAAUUUACAUGAACAUGUGUCAUGAAAAUGACACAUAUUUAU